UUCUAUGCAAUUCUAGUACCGUGGUACGUGAGCUCUUUGUCCAGUGAAGGAAGUGACGUUAUACAGGAUGAAUACCACAACAGUGCUACAGCUACCCCGCCAGCUCUCUCUACAGCUCUAGCUCUAUUGCGCUCUAAAAGCUCAUACAUUCUCCACUUCAAUCACCAAGUCUUCAUAUCCAACACCGAUUCUGAGUCCACAACCUACUUUCAUUGCACCAACAUCCCAAUUCCCAUCCUCACCACUCACUCGCCCACAUCCCCAAACACCAUCCCCACCUCAUCAACCAUGUCAUCCUUCGUCCCGCACGAACUCCGCGAGCAAGUCACAGCAAUAUCAAAGCUCCUCAAAGACAAAGGCGAGACAAUCUCCGUCGCCGAAACCGCCGCCGGCGGCCUCAUAUCCGCCUCCCUCCUCUCCAUCCCCGGCGCAAGCAAAUUCUACAAAGGCGGUGUCACACUCUACACCCUCCCUUCCCGCAUCGCAUACGCCGGCUGGACGGAAUCCGAUAUCAAGACCUACAACGGGCCCACGCCUGCCCUCGUUGCCGGUCUGGCAGAGCACACGCGUGUGAAGCUCGGGAGCACGGUUUGUGUGGCUGAGAGUGGGACUGCGGGGCCGGAGGGGAGUGGGAGGGGGUCGAACAGGCAGCCGGGAUAUGUGGCGGUUGCGGUUGCGGUGGUGGAUGGUGAGACUGUGAGUAGGGAGGUGUGUACUGGGGUGGUGGAUCGGGAGGGGAAUAUGGUGAGGUUUGCGGUCGAGGCGUUGGGGUUGGUGAGGGAGGUGCUUGAGGGGAGGAGUGGUGGUGGUGAUGGGAGGCUCUGAGGGGCUACUGGUGUGGACGUGGGCGUAAAGGUUAUGGUGGAUGUGGAUGUAUCCAGUCGAGUAGAGGUAUAAUUUUGUAUCAGAACUCUUCGGUUUACUGUGUAUAUAUACCAAUACCACAUGCUACGCAAGACCAGAUGGUCGCUGGUGUUCUUAGG
Pseudovirgaria hyperparasitica is the source of this 983-nucleotide messenger RNA. Its product is annotated as competence/damage-inducible protein-like protein cinA. The record is from RefSeq and is a predicted model, not a curated record. Bases 289 to 825 code for a protein of 178 amino acids. NCBI's taxonomy places the organism in Eukaryota, Fungi, Ascomycota, Dothideomycetes, Acrospermales, Acrospermaceae. The transcript has 4 exons.